Messenger RNA from Symbiodinium natans, 663 nucleotides. The record is from the annotation of a GenBank genome assembly. Lineage: Eukaryota; Dinophyceae; Suessiales; Symbiodiniaceae.
AUGCUCGCUCUCUGGCAAUUGCAAAUAGCCCGAUGCAUCGGAGCUUUGAGCCAUCAUUCUUGGCGGUCUUGGCGAUCCUGCUGGUUGGCAGCCUCUGGCAGCUGCAUGAUCUGUGGCCAAAAUCGUCCGCUCCUUGUUUUUUGCUUGGUCCUCUCCCGCAACAACGGGUCCUGCGGCAUCUGGCGGCAUCCUGAUGCAUCAUGGAUUGCGGUAUGCACCGGAGUUGCCGGCGAUGGCCGCGCAUCAAAGCUGCUGAGCCUACGUGAAAGCAGGGACCCGGCGUCGCUGCACCAACAUCCUUGCAACUUGUCGUGUUACCGUUGGCGCGGGGCACCAUGCUGGGUUGUUGCGCCAGGCGACAAGUUGUGCAAGGCGACAAGGAUGCGUGCAGAAAUCAGCGGAAACUGGGGCAUCGCUGGCCAGAGGGCAUGCUCCUUUUCUGCAUGCACGGAACAUGCUAGUCUCUCAGCACGACCCAACUACUCCGAGACAUGCCACACUAUGCAAGCACAUACAGACGAACCUAUUACAGAGAAGCCGUAUGCGGACGUUUGCAUGUCGUACAUGUCAGCUCCAAACGAGGUCGGUGUGAAGACAUGCCAUUCGAUCACGGAUUGCAAGGGACUUGCGUCGCCUGUGGUGCUCAAGCAAAGUGAUGCUUAA